Molecule: messenger RNA, 2207 nt
Organism: Phytophthora nicotianae INRA-310
Lineage: Eukaryota; Oomycota; Peronosporomycetes; Peronosporales; Peronosporaceae
Exons: 2
Coding region: 49-1629 (526 amino acids)
Source: RefSeq, a predicted model, not a curated record
CAAGAGACCAGCCGCGACGCAGAUCAACGUCGUCGCAGUUCCUGCACAAUGGAGACGCCACUUGCGCACGCCUUCCACCCAACGCCAGCGCCACACACGCUGGAGGACGAGCUGUAUCCGUUUCUCGAAGGGGAGACCGUCGACUCGCCCGACAACGAGUUCUUCUUGAGCGGGUAUCCCUCCUCCAUCGCCGACCUGGACUUUGCUGCCACUGUGCAGGCGCUACCCACGCACCAGAACGACACAACGCCUGCCUCCUCCCCCCAGCAGCCAAAAUCUUUUGGCGAAGGCUUGUUGCACCAACCUCUGAACCUGCCGCUGUCCCCAUCGGCUUUCCACGAGUCUCCAAAGGUGCAGAAGCCGUUCUUCGACGCGUCACCGCUCAAGAACUCGCGCUCGGGCAACCGCCAACGCGCACGUCCCCGCGUGGCAUCGGCGCCGAGCUCCACGCGCUCAUAUUCACCCACCUGCUCUCCACCGUCGAGCGUGAACGGCAGUGACGGAGGCAGCUUUUGCAUGAAGGACUCGGAAGAGAUCCUCAAUGCGCCCGUUAAGAGCCUCACGGAGGAGGAAAAGAAGCUGCGGCGACGUGCACAAGUGGCCAAGUCUGCAAGAAAGCACCGUAACCGUCAGAAGGAGGAGCUGGCGAGGCUCAGAGAGCAAGUGCUGAUGCUGCAGGAGCAGAUGGCCAUCAUGACCCACCACCAAGGCUCCAACUCCCCCACCAGCAUCAAGCGCGAACAAGACGUAAUCACACAACACCGCAAGCGCAAGAAAGUGGACGAAGACGAUGAGAUCAUGAGCAACAGCGUGCUUACCAACCCGAACGUCGGUAUCAUCGCGAUGCCUCCACAGAAGCCACACAUCCAGCACUGGUACCACCGCUUGCCUGUUGACACACUCGAGCGAUCGACCAUGUUGACACGCAUUGCUGACAAGCGCAUGGCUAUUGGAGAGCAGUACAUUCGCGCGGAAUUUGGCGCUGGGACGUCGUAUCCUUUGACGGACAUCAAACUGAACUCGAACGGACCGGAUCUCGAGAUCAAACAAGUGCGUGGACGGCUUGUAUCGGGUUUUACCCAUCACGAAGUGGGCGAUGCCUGCUGGAACUCAUUUUCCAACUUCUUGUUCGACGUUCCGGAGAGAUUCCGACGCCAUGUGACGUGUGAACGCCUCAUGGAGCUGGAUGCCAACACUCGCUAUGGACGCACGAUCGUCCCGCUGCUUCGGGACCAUAAAGGUCGUAUAGUCUACUUCCACUCGUACUUCCUGGUGCGACGACACGUACGUGAUGACUACGUGAUGAUCACGUGGGAGACGAUCACAGACGACGAUCUGUAUCCACCUUCAGCUGAUGAGAACCCAGAGACGACAUUGCGCAACGACGAAGUUGGCUGCAUGAUUCUGGAGUCAGAGCGCAUGCCGGACCAAAAAGGUGUACGAACCACGUUCCGUUCCAUCACGCAUAGCACACCGCCAGUUGGAGUCAUGACACACCCGCGUGGCAAAGUGAACGAGGCAUUCCUGACGGUGUUUUGCCGCAAUGCUGACACUGUGGAGAAUUCGGCGUGGAACUUGCUGAUAAAAACACACCCAGAGCGUGUGCCCAAAGCGGAAGUUGUCGUGUAAGGCACGUGUUACCACAAGCUAAGCUCUUGCGAUUACUGUAGGAAUUGGGAAAGUGGACUUGAGGUUGUGUUUUGUGUGUGCAGUUUUUUUGCAAAGAAUUAUAAUUUCUAAUGUGUGAAUUUAUUUUGCGUAGAGCUCUAAACGCUGUUGCCGAUUUACACUCUGACCAUACAUGUGCCAACCUCCAUAGCGCGCUCACGAAUGUAGCUGAACACAGUGUCGCCACAGACCUUGGCACCUUCCUCGGUCUUCUGUAAGUAGUUUGAGAUUUCUGGUGCUACAGGGAGUGAAAAUGAGUGCAGCUUUGUGCAGAUCGACCGAUAUACCACUCGUUCCACGCCAUCAUGACACAAUUCUCGACGCACCAUAGCACUAAUCGGGCAAACACACCGUUAGCUGCCAUAUUCUACUACCUCGCCUAAAAGAACACAAAUACGUACGCUCCAAUGAGAUCGCGCUUGAUAGUCUUAUCGGGUUUGAUCGGGUACAGGUCAUCCUGAUCCGCGAAAUCCCACACCAACACACCAUAGUCGUCGCUCAUGCGAUAAAAUACAAGCGAGCGAGACUCUACUACCACA